AUGCAAAUUGUCAUUCCUUUCCUUUUAGGCCUGAGCUGGCUCGCCAAAGCUGCCUACAUUCCUGCCCUGAGCACCAACAGCACUGGGAUGGUAUCUCGUGACGUUGGCGGGUACCGCUCGGUGGCAUACUAUGUGAACUGGGCCAUCUACGGUCGUAACUUCCAACCCCAGAAUCUCCCCGUCGAGCGACUGACUCAUGUGCUUUACGCAUUUGCCAAUAUCCGCCCCGGCACAGGCGAGGUCUAUCUAUCGGACGCCUGGGCGGACACGGACAAGCACUACCCAACUGAUUCUUGGAAUGAUUCUGGUACCAAUGUCUAUGGUUGUAUCAAGCAGCUCUUUCUUCUCAAGAAGAACAACAGCAGGCUCAAGGUUCUUCUGUCGAUUGGAGGCUGGACCUACUCUCCCAGCUUCGCUUCUGCCUUUGAGACCGAGGCUGGACGACAGAAGUUUGCUGAUUCUGCGACGGAGCUGUUGAAGAACCUUGGCCUGGAUGGUAUUGAUGUUGAUUACGAGUACCCUGCAAAUGACGACCAGGCAAACCAGUUUGUCGACGCACUCCGAAGACUGCGUGGGGCUUUGAAUUCCUACAGCGCGGGCAACGCCCAGGGCUAUCAUUUCCUGCUUACUGCCGCAUCUCCCGCGGGCGAGUUGUAUCUCCGCCCACUUCACUACCGCCAAGAACGCCUGAAUGAGAUGGACCAGUACUUAGAUUUCUGGAAUCUCAUGGCCUAUGACUACUCCGGUAGCUGGGACACAGUUGCCGGCCACAAUUCCAACCUCCACGGGUCGACCGAAAACCCGUCCAGCACCCCAUUCAACACGGAUCAAGCAAUUGACUACUACACCUCGCAAGGCGUCGCCGCCAACAAGAUUGUGCUAGGCAUGCCCCUGUAUGGCCGAGCGUUUACUAAUACCGACGGUCCCGGCAGGUCGUACACUGGUGUUGGAGCAGGCACAUGGGAGAAUGGCGUGUGGGACUACAAGGGCCUGCCCCUGACAGGCUGUGCCGUGACCGUCUUGGAUCAACCGGGUGCAAGCUACUGCUACAACCAAGACAGCCGUCUGUUUGUUAGCUAUGAUACGCCUGAGAUUGCGCGUCAGAAGGCGCGGUACAUCCAGUCCCGCGGACUUGGCGGUGGUAUGUGGUGGGAGAGCAGCUCUGACAAGACGGGUGGGGAGAGUUUGAUUACAACUGUUGUUGAUACACUUGGAGGUGUUGGCGCUUUGGAGCAGAGUGGCAAUCAACUCCACUACCCUGAGUCCAAGUACGUUAACUUGAAGAAUGGUUUCCCCUAG
Messenger RNA from Penicillium digitatum Pd1, 1299 nucleotides. Lineage: Eukaryota; Fungi; Ascomycota; Eurotiomycetes; Eurotiales; Aspergillaceae. The record is from RefSeq and is a predicted model, not a curated record.